AUGUCUACAACGCUUGAGCUUGCUUCUCGUGAACAAGAUCAGACACGGAGUUCGAGCCAGCAGUCAUUGGCCCUAGACACAGACGAUGCAGCAGUUCGAGUGAAGCAGAAGUGGAAUGACCCCCACAUCAACAAAUGGCGUCUGUUAGCCACCUUCAUCAGUUUCGCGUUGGUGGGAGCCAGCGAUGGAGUCUACGGUGCACUGGUCCCAUAUGUAUGCCUGGGAUAA
This is a messenger RNA of Aspergillus melleus, 228 nucleotides long. RefSeq lists its product as uncharacterized. NCBI's taxonomy places the organism in Eukaryota, Fungi, Ascomycota, Eurotiomycetes, Eurotiales, Aspergillaceae. The transcript is spliced from 2 exons. Bases 1 to 228 code for a protein of 75 amino acids. The record is from RefSeq and is a predicted model, not a curated record.